Messenger RNA from Saccharomyces cerevisiae S288C, 2154 nucleotides. RefSeq names its product mitogen-activated protein kinase kinase kinase STE11 (gene STE11). Gene Ontology annotation, molecular function: protein kinase activity; MAP kinase kinase kinase activity; protein serine kinase activity. The record is from RefSeq and is marked reviewed. NCBI's taxonomy places the organism in Eukaryota, Fungi, Ascomycota, Saccharomycetes, Saccharomycetales, Saccharomycetaceae. Bases 1 to 2154 code for a protein of 717 amino acids. Gene Ontology annotation, cellular component: cytoplasm. The transcript has a single exon. Gene Ontology annotation, biological process: pheromone response MAPK cascade.
AUGGAACAGACACAAACAGCAGAGGGCACUGACUUACUAAUUGGUGACGAAAAGACCAACGAUUUACCUUUUGUGCAGUUAUUUCUGGAGGAAAUAGGAUGCACUCAAUACCUGGAUAGCUUUAUUCAGUGCAACCUUGUCACAGAAGAAGAAAUUAAGUAUCUCGACAAGGAUAUCCUCAUUGCUUUGGGUGUAAACAAAAUAGGAGACAGACUCAAAAUUUUAAGGAAGUCAAAAUCGUUCCAGAGAGAUAAACGGAUUGAACAGGUGAAUAGAUUGAAAAACCUGAUGGAAAAAGUAAGCUCUCUAUCCACUGCUACGCUAUCGAUGAAUUCAGAAUUGAUUCCUGAAAAGCACUGUGUUAUAUUUAUCUUAAACGAUGGUUCCGCUAAGAAAGUUAAUGUAAAUGGUUGCUUUAAUGCAGAUUCUAUUAAGAAAAGGCUAAUCAGAAGAUUGCCACAUGAAUUAUUAGCCACAAACUCCAAUGGAGAAGUAACUAAAAUGGUCCAAGAUUAUGAUGUGUUUGUCUUAGAUUAUACCAAGAACGUACUGCAUUUGCUAUAUGACGUGGAAUUAGUCACUAUUUGCCACGCAAAUGAUCGUGUUGAGAAAAAUAGGCUAAUUUUUGUUUCCAAAGACCAAACACCAAGUGAUAAAGCUAUAUCCACAUCCAAAAAACUAUAUCUAAGAACGUUGAGUGCAUUGAGCCAGGUUGGGCCAUCCUCGUCAAAUUUGUUGGCACAGAACAAGGGGAUUUCGCAUAACAAUGCUGAAGGGAAACUCCGGAUCGACAACACAGAAAAGGACAGAAUUAGACAGAUUUUUAAUCAGAGGCCUCCUAGCGAAUUUAUUUCUACCAAUUUGGCCGGAUAUUUUCCUCAUACAGACAUGAAGCGGUUGCAAAAGACGAUGAGAGAGUCAUUUCGCCAUUCAGCAAGGCUAAGCAUUGCUCAAAGAAGACCUUUAAGUGCAGAAUCAAAUAAUAUCGGUGACAUACUAUUGAAACACUCAAACGCUGUUGAUAUGGCCCUAUUACAAGGAUUAGAUCAGACAAGAUUAAGCAGUAAACUUGACACAACUAAAAUUCCGAAGCUUGCCCAUAAAAGGCCAGAAGAUAAUGAUGCCAUAUCUAACCAGUUAGAACUAUUAAGUGUAGAGUCUGGUGAAGAAGAAGAUCACGAUUUCUUUGGGGAGGACAGUGACAUUGUUUCAUUACCGACGAAAAUUGCCACGCCCAAGAAUUGGUUAAAAGGUGCUUGCAUUGGAUCAGGCAGUUUUGGGAGUGUUUACUUGGGCAUGAAUGCUCACACUGGUGAACUAAUGGCAGUAAAGCAAGUGGAGAUAAAAAAUAAUAACAUUGGUGUUCCCACAGACAACAAUAAACAAGCCAAUUCUGAUGAGAAUAAUGAGCAGGAGGAACAACAAGAGAAAAUAGAAGAUGUUGGGGCGGUAAGUCAUCCAAAAACCAAUCAAAAUAUUCACAGAAAGAUGGUUGAUGCUUUACAGCAUGAAAUGAAUUUAUUGAAGGAGUUACAUCAUGAGAACAUUGUUACUUAUUAUGGUGCUUCUCAAGAAGGCGGAAAUUUAAAUAUUUUUCUUGAAUACGUUCCUGGGGGUUCGGUUUCCUCCAUGCUGAAUAAUUACGGUCCAUUUGAGGAAUCACUGAUUACUAAUUUCACUAGGCAAAUACUGAUUGGGGUUGCGUAUUUGCAUAAGAAGAACAUUAUUCACAGAGAUAUCAAGGGUGCAAAUAUUUUGAUUGAUAUCAAAGGUUGCGUAAAAAUUACUGAUUUUGGUAUUUCAAAAAAAUUAUCACCUUUGAAUAAAAAACAAAAUAAGAGAGCUUCUUUGCAAGGUUCCGUAUUCUGGAUGUCACCAGAGGUGGUCAAACAGACCGCUACUACUGCUAAAGCGGAUAUAUGGUCUACAGGAUGUGUUGUCAUUGAAAUGUUUACCGGUAAGCAUCCUUUCCCAGAUUUUUCUCAAAUGCAAGCGAUCUUCAAAAUAGGCACAAACACGACCCCCGAGAUACCUUCCUGGGCUACGUCAGAAGGAAAGAAUUUCUUAAGAAAGGCAUUUGAGUUGGAUUAUCAAUACAGGCCUAGUGCCCUUGAAUUGCUGCAGCAUCCAUGGCUGGAUGCACACAUAAUUUGA